AGGCCCCUCCCACCUUUCCCUUAGUCCUUUAAAGUUCCCUGCUCAACGUUUCUGUAGCCAGUCUGAGAAGACCAGGGCCACAGCACCAUGCCUAUGACACUGGGUUACUGGAAUGUCCGCGGACUGACACACCCCAUCCGCCUGCUCCUGGAAUACACAGACUCAAGCUAUGAGGAGAAGAGAUACGUCAUGGGGGACGCUCCCAACUUUGACAGAAGCCAGUGGCUGAGUGAGAAAUUCAAUCUGGGACUGGACAUUCCCAAUCUGCCCUACUUAAUUGACGGGUCCCACAAGAUCACCCAGAGCAACGCCAUCCUGCGCUACCUUGGCCGCAAGCACAACCUGUGUGGGGAGACAGAGCAGGAGAGGAUUCGUGUGGACACUUUGGAGAACCAGGUCAUGGACACCCGCAUCCAUCUCAUGAUAGUCUGCUGCAACCCUGACUUUGAGAAGCAGAAGCCAGAGUUCUUGAAGGCCAUCCCCGACAAGAUGAAAAUCUACUCUGAGUUCCUGGGCAAGCGGCCAUGGUUUGCAGGGGACAAGAUCACCUUUGCGGAUUUCCUUGUCUAUGAUGUCCUGGACCAGCACCGUAUGUUUGAGCCCACGUGCCUGGAUGCCUUCCCCAACCUGAAGGACUUUGUGGCCCACUUUGAGCUGGGUCACGCCAUUCGCCUGCUCCUGGAAUACACAGAGACAAGCUACGAAGAGAAGAGAUAUGCCAUGGGGGACGCUCCCGAUUACGACCGAAGUCAGUGGCUGAAUGACAAAUUCAAGCUGGGCCUGGACUUUCCCAAUCUGCCCUACUUAAUUGACGGGUGCCACAAGAUCACUCAGAGCAACGCCAUCCUGCGCUACCUUGGCCGCAAGCACAACCUGUGUGGGGAGACAGAGGAGGAGAGAGUUCGUGUGGACAUUGUGGAGAAACAGGUCAUGGACACCCGCAUUCAGAUGGGCAUGCUCUGCUACAGCCCUGACUUUGAGAAACGGAAGCCAGAGUUCUUGAAGGGCCUCCCAGGUCAGUUGAAGCUCUACUCUGAGUUCCUGGGCAAGAGGCCUUGGUUUGCAGGGGACAAGAUCACCUUUGCGGAUUUCCUAGUCUAUGAUGUCCUGGACCAGCACCGUAUGUUUGAGCCCACGUGUCUGGAUGCCUUCCCCAACCUGGAGGACUUUGUGGCUCGCUUUGAGGUGAAGUCCUGAUCCUCCUUCUUCUUAGAUGGCCUUUCCUUCCCCCUUUCUAGGAUAUUUCUCUAGUCCUGAGGGUUAAAAGAAUAAGAAGGAUCUAUUGAGCCCUGGCUUUUUUGCCAGGAUGCAUGUUCAGCCUCUUAGGUCUUUGAAGUCAAUUUACCAUUGCAACAACAACCUGGAUAGAAUUAGAUGUCCCCUGGACUGAUAAGGGAUCUGAGACUGUAGAGGGCUGUUUGCUCAAGGUCCUAGGAGAAGCUGUUCUGGGCUCCUGGCUGCCUUUGACUUCUAAAGACAGCAUUCAGUGCAUCUCUGAUUUGUGCAAAAGGGAAAGUCAGGCCUUUGUACAGUCUGGGUUUCCUGCCUGGGACCUGUGUCAUGCAGAACAUGUAAAGAAUGUGUUUGUUCCUGCAACCAUUGGGCAGAGACCAAGGCAGAUUGAUGUGUAGAACCAAAGCAUACUCAGUGGUCACACCUGGCCUGCAGAAUGAUAUAGUCAGUCUUGUUUCUGACUAGGGAAGCAGGGUAAUCGCUUCCAGGGAUGAUUUUAUCUUGAAUUCUCUUGGUGGGUGUACUCUUUACUCUUGCCUCCCCAUUUCUUUCAUAUCUUAUGUUCCUCUAUGAAACGAGGUCAUACUUUUAUUUCUAUUCAGUUUCUUUGAUUAUCCUCUGUGUGUG
Messenger RNA from Myodes glareolus (Bank vole), 1860 nucleotides. Lineage: Eukaryota; Metazoa; Chordata; Mammalia; Rodentia; Cricetidae. The record is from RefSeq and is a predicted model, not a curated record.